This is a messenger RNA of Poecilia latipinna (sailfin molly), 2224 nucleotides long. RefSeq names its product ATP-binding cassette, sub-family G (WHITE), member 5 (gene abcg5). The record is from RefSeq and is a predicted model, not a curated record. Gene Ontology annotation, molecular function: ABC-type transporter activity; ATP binding; ATP hydrolysis activity. Gene Ontology annotation, cellular component: plasma membrane; apical plasma membrane; ATP-binding cassette (ABC) transporter complex. Gene Ontology annotation, biological process: transmembrane transport; cholesterol efflux; cholesterol homeostasis. The transcript has 14 exons. NCBI's taxonomy places the organism in Eukaryota, Metazoa, Chordata, Actinopteri, Cyprinodontiformes, Poeciliidae. The coding region runs from base 15 to 1991 and encodes 658 amino acids.
GUUGGAUCGGAGACAUGAACCGAUUUUAUUCCCUGGAGGCGGCAGAGCCACGAAAUGAGACGGAAGCCGAAGGGUCGUUCAAGUUCGUGUCCGAGGCGAAGAGGGAUGUGUGGAGGGAAGGCGGCGGAGAGGGGAGGUCGGAGCCGUCCUGUUGUCUCGGUGUCAGAAACAUUUCCUACACUGUCAGUGAGCGUGUUGGACAGUGGUGGGACUUGCCCUCCUGCAGGAAGAGAUGGACCCGUCAGAUCCUCAACGACGUCUCUUUCCACGUAGACAGCGGGCAGAUCAUGGGCAUUCUGGGUAAUUCAGGCUCGGGGAAAACAACACUGCUGGAUGCCAUUGCUGGCCGGAUCGGGAGCUCCGGCACCCUGCUGGGUGAGGUCUUCAUCAACGGCAGAAAGCUGAAGAGAGAAGAAUAUCAGGACUGUUUCUCCUAUGUCUUGCAGAGUGAUAACUUACUGAGUUAUUUGACAGUGGAGGAAACCCUGACUUACACUGCCCAGCUGGCCCUGCAGAAACACUCAGUGGAAGCCAUCAAGAAAAAGGUGUUGGCAGUGAUGGCCGAGCUGAGUCUCAGUCACGUGGCGCACAGUGUUAUUGGAGGUCGAAUUUUCCCUGGGAUCUCUGGCGGUGAGAGACGGCGGGUCUCCAUCGCCAGCCAGUUACUCCAGGAUCCAAGGGUCAUCUUACUGGACGAGCCAACCACUGGCCUGGACAGCAUGACGGCCAAUCAGAUCGUGGUGCUGCUGGCAGAGCUGGCUAGGAGGAACCGCAUCGUCAUAGUAACCAUCCAUCAGCCACGCUCAGAGCUCUUCAGGGUGUUCAGCAGGAUUGCCAUCAUGAGUCGGGGAGAGCUGGUGUUUUGUGGUCAGCCGGAGGAAAUGGUGGAUUUCUUCAGCCAGUGUGGAUAUGAGUGCCCAGAGUACUGCAACCCUUUUGAUAUCUAUGUCGACUUCACCUCCGUGGACACGCGCAGCAGUGAGAGGGAGGCCGCCACUUUCAGUCGGAUGCACGAGAUCACAUCGUCCUACCAGAGGUCGGCCAUCUACCAGAACAUGCUGGACAAAAUGGAGCAGAGCCUGCAGAUCUCAGACAAACCCGCCAUCCCCUUUAAAAACAAAGAGUCGCCCAACUGCGUUGCCAAGCUUGGAGUUCUGGUCAGGCGAACGGUCCGAAACCUCUCCAGAGACAGGAUCGGUGUGAUCAUGCGUCUGUCCCAGAACCUGAUCUACGGUUUCUUCGUGGCCUUCUUCGUCAUCCAUCUAGCCAUGGAUGUGACCAAGGGUGCAGUGCAGGACCGGAUAGGAAUGAUCUAUCAGUGCGUGGCCGCUUCGCCUUACACUGGCAUGCUCAAUGCUGUUUCUCUCUUCCCUGCGCUGCGAGCCAUCAGUGAUCAGGAGAGCCAGGACGGCCUGUACAGUAAAUGGCAAAUGUUCUUGGCCUACAUCGUCCACAUCUUGCCCUUCAGCGUCCUGAGUGUCGUCAUCUUCAGCUCCUUUAUUUAUUGGACGGUGGGGAUGCACCCGGACACGUGGCGCUUUAUGUGUUUUACUGCUGUAGUUCUUGUUCCCCAUAUAACGGGGGAGUUGCUGACCGUGGUGCUGCUGGGAGUGGUCCAGGACCCCAACAUGGUCAAUACUGGGAUGGCUUUACUUAACAUUGCAGGAAUCCUGGUGGGAUCCGGUUUCCUCAGAAGCACAGAGCAGAUGCCGAUGGUAUUUCAGUGGCUCAGUUACCUCACCUUCCAGAAAUACAGCUGUGAGCUUCUCGUUGUCACCGAGUUCCUCAAUCUGGAGUUCAACUGCAACGGAACCAAAUCCUUACCAGGAGGCUGUGUGGUCACUUCAGGGGAUCAGAUCAUCGACAUGGGCUACCCCGGUGCUUUGUCGCGGUACACACUAGACUUUGUUCUCCUCUACUCCUUCCUCCCUGCUUUGGUUGUGAUGGGAAUGAUCAGCUUCAGGAUCAGGGAUAAACUCAUCCGCCACUAAAAAGAAAACAUUCCCAUUAACGUGCCUUAAUUCUGGCAUGUCGGUCAGUUCUUCUCUGGUUCGGUUGUUGUAUUUUGUAGUUUACUGUAACUAUGCAGUCUGCUAUAAUGUAAAAAUGUGUUCUACAAAGUACAAGAACUUUCCGAUAGAUCAUGACUAAGAUGGCUGAUAAGUUUAAAUGAUCUUACUUUAAAGUUGAAAAACAUGAAACAAUAAAGACACGUGAAUUCAGC